UCAGUCUACCGCAUCCUCUUUCUCCAGGACGAAAUCCCCGACCCGCUGCGUCCCCUGACCGACGCUGAGGUCCACCAUGCCAUCGAGAAAUACCUGCACCGCGAGGACGAGACUCUAGCUGCUCUCAAGGCCGAACGCCGCCCAGGACGCCCCAAGAGCACCAAGCACAACCUGCUAGAACAGCAGCAGGACCAGGAACAGAAAGAGUACGAGUCCGGCUUCUGGAUACCCGAUAUGCGCGACGAGGCCACCCUUACAAAACUACGCAACUGGAAGGGCGAGUGGAUUGCUCUGAGCCCUCUUAGCUACGUAAGAGUCGAGAAGUCUGGCAAGAUCAACGAGAGUGCCUUCCCACCCAAAGGUGCUGCUUGA
Aureobasidium namibiae CBS 147.97 is the source of this 372-nucleotide messenger RNA. RefSeq lists its product as uncharacterized. The transcript has a single exon. The annotation marks the transcript as partial. The record is from RefSeq and is a predicted model, not a curated record. NCBI's taxonomy places the organism in Eukaryota, Fungi, Ascomycota, Dothideomycetes, Dothideales, Saccotheciaceae. Gene Ontology annotation, cellular component: nucleus.